AGGCGGGAGGAGGCCCGUGCCGCGGGGAGGCUCCCGCUCCGGCGGACAGUGGGUUAAGCGUCUCCGCGUGAACUUCCGGAUGUGACACAGGCCCGGCCCGGCGCUAGCAGAGGAGCCGCCGCCGCCCUCGGCCGUGAUCGGCUGGUCUCGGCCACUCGGAGAACCCGGCACCCGGCGGGGCCUCGGGGACCUCGGGGACCUCCCGCCGCGAUGAGCCCCCGGCCGUGACCGCCCGAGCCCAGGACGCGCGGCGCCGGCCCAUGGCCCGGAGGUACGAUGAUCUGCGUCACUACCCAGGCAUCACAGAGCCAACAUCAGCCCUGGCCGGCUUCUCAGAGGCAGUACCCCCAGCACCCCGAGCCUCCGGGCCCUACGGCCCGCCCCGGCCACCCCAGCUCUCAGGCUUGGACAGUGACGGCCUGAAGAGAGAGAAGGAUGAGAUCUACGGACACCCCCUCUUCCCACUGUUGGCUCUGGUCUUUGAGAAGUGUGAGCUGGCUACAUGCUCACCCCGUGAUGGAGCCUCGGCUGGGCUGGGCUCACCCCCUGGGGGUGAUGUCUGUUCCUCUGAUUCCUUCAACGAAGAUAUUGCGGCCUUUGCCAAGCAGAUCCGCUCAGAGAGGCCGCUCUUCUCCUCCAACCCGGAGCUGGACAACUUGAUGGUCCAGGCCAUCCAGGUACUCCGGUUCCACCUGCUGGAGCUGGAGAAGGUGAGGGCUUCUCCCUUACCCCUGCCCUACUCCCAUCCCCUCUCAUCUCUCUCCCUCCCCACUCCCCACCGGAGUGGAAGCAGAAAGCUGCCCCACCCCAUGCACCCAAGCCUUGGCUCCCCUGGGUGCCCCCCCAGUACCCCGCUGCCCCCCCAGGUCCACGACCUGUGCGACAACUUCUGUCACCGCUACAUCACCUGCCUCAAGGGGAAGAUGCCCAUAGACCUGGUGAUUGAGGAUCGGGAUGGCAGCUGCAGGGAGGACCUUGAGGACUACAUGGCCUCCUGCCCCAGCCUCCCAGACCAGAAUAAUACAUGGAUCAGAGAUCAUGAGGACAGCGGGUCUGUACACUUGGGGACCCCAGGCCCAUCCAGUGGAGGUCUAGCCUCCCAGAGUGGGGACAACUCCAGCGACCAAGGAGACGGGCUGGACACAAGCGUAGCCUCUCCCAGUUCUGGAGGGGAGGAUGAGGAUCUGGACCAGGAGCGACGGCGGAACAAGAAAAGAGGCAUAUUCCCCAAAGUGGCCACCAACAUCAUGAGGGCCUGGCUGUUCCAGCACCUUUCGCACCCUUACCCCUCGGAGGAGCAGAAGAAACAGCUGGCGCAGGACACCGGGCUCACCAUCCUUCAGGUGAACAAUUGGUUCAUUAAUGCCCGGAGACGCAUUGUGCAGCCCAUGAUUGACCAGUCCAACCGCACAGGCCAGGGUGCAUCUUUCAACCCUGAGGGCCAGGCCAUGGCAGGCUACACAGAGACUCAGCCUCAAGUGACAGUCAGGACACCAGGGAUGAGUCUGAACUUAGAAGGAGAGUGGCAUUACCUAUAGAAGCCAGGAUCAGGAGGAGGGCCUGCAGCCUCCAUACUGUGACCACCAGCCUCACACCUAAUUGGUCCCUGCUGGUCCCUGGGCUUCAGGACUCUGCCUCCAAAGCUUCCCACCCCCCACUCAACGCCUACCUCCCUGGGGCCCCUGGAGGCAGGGGAACCCAAGUGUCCACUUGAGGGUCUCUCAAGGGCAACGACAAGCCUCCAGGCCCUGCACCCCUCUUCUGUCAUCCCCUUCACCCAGGAUAUGAGCUGACAACUGGGCCAAGGUCUGCAGAAGAUGGUGGCUAGGGCCCCCAAUCAGAACAGAGAUGGGACUGGGGGUGGGAAAGGGUGGUCAAGGAAGGAGGGUCACCUGGAUCCAAAGUUUGGGAGAAGCCGCUCCAUCCUCCCACCCCAACAUCCUCCCACCCCACUUCCCCUUUGUCUUCGACAUUCUUCCACCUUUCUUUUUUUAAUGAUAAAAGUCUUAAAAACACAAAUCAG
Molecule: messenger RNA, 2023 nt
Organism: Nannospalax galili (Upper Galilee mountains blind mole rat)
Lineage: Eukaryota; Metazoa; Chordata; Mammalia; Rodentia; Spalacidae
Gene: Meis3
Product: Meis homeobox 3
Exons: 12
Coding region: 261-1538 (425 amino acids)
Biological process (GO): positive regulation of cell population proliferation; brain development; eye development
Molecular function (GO): DNA-binding transcription activator activity, RNA polymerase II-specific; RNA polymerase II cis-regulatory region sequence-specific DNA binding
Source: RefSeq, a predicted model, not a curated record